Pedinophyceae sp. YPF-701 is the source of this 1194-nucleotide messenger RNA. Lineage: Eukaryota; Viridiplantae; Chlorophyta; Pedinophyceae. The record is from the annotation of a GenBank genome assembly.
AUGACGGGGGAUCGGCCGGCGUGGCCUCAGAAUGCGUGCAAGGUGUUCCGCGACGCCGUGAAACCCAUCACUAGACCAGGGCUGCUCGAGGACGCCAAGAAGCUUGACACACAACGGCGGUUCUGGGUCGGGCGCGAGGUCCUCGAGGGAGAUGUCCACCCGCACUGGCGCGUCGAAAGCGGGAUCGUCGAGCUGUACGAGCGCGUCGUGAAGCCGCUCCUGGGCGAACGCGAGUGCGCAGGCGCCGACUGCAGGGCCGUGGUCAACCAGCCGGGCGGGAAGACGUCGUUCCACCUCGAGCACGACGCGGAGGCGCUCGAGUCCGAGGCUGAGCUUCGCACGCCGAUCUGCAACUGCGUGUUGUACCUGACAGGGUCUGACGGACGGUUCGGAUCGCACCGCCAGGCGCCCGACGUGGUCCUCGAACAGAUGUACAACCCCGCGACAUGCGAGAUGGAGCCCGAGCGCCCCGAGCGCGCCGCGAUGGUCUUCCCGAUCCCGCGGCACCUCGCCGUCUUCGACGGUCGUCUGCCCAUCGGGCUCCUGACAUCAGCGGACACCACCCUCCGCGUCUCCCUUGUCAUCCGGUUCUGGGACCGCCGCCCCGGGGACGUCUCUCCCCUCGACGCCGCCGUGGCGCAGGAGUACGGCAUCGCGCCCGCCGCCGACGAGGAGGGCGCCCCCGACGCGCCGUCGCUGGACGAGAUCAGCGGGCAUGGAAUGCAGCCCCCGGAACCUGCAACGGAGGUCGACAUCCCUUGCGUGGAGCUGUCCGCGCCGAUAGUGCCGGAGGCGCCGCCUGGCUGCGCGAUCCCGGUCGACGAGGCGAUCAAGCGCGCAGGCGCCAGGUUUACGGGGCCCGGCGCGAUGAGCGCGGCGGUGCUGCACCACACGGGCUACAUGCUGUGGCCGAUCGUGCAGGACCAGGCCAAGCAGAUGGGCACCGGCGCGCUGCUGGUGCCGAUGGAGGCGGUGGACGCGUCGGAGCGGCGGAACGGGUGCGCGCACGGGGCCAGUCCUGGGCGGUGCGGCGUGGACGGGUGCAGCGGCGAGGCGCGCAACGGGGACGGGGCUCUGGGGAGCGCGGACGAGGACGACGACGACGGGCCGACGGAGGGCAGCACGGCGGAGGACGACGAGGACAUGCCCGCCGGGUUCGUGCCUGGGCAGUGGAGCCCGCGCCUGGGCAAAUGA